Prorocentrum cordatum is the source of this 2274-nucleotide messenger RNA. NCBI's taxonomy places the organism in Eukaryota, Dinophyceae, Prorocentrales, Prorocentraceae. The record is from the annotation of a GenBank genome assembly.
AGCGAGGAGGACACUGAGGACAGCGCCUCCAGCAACUCUGGCACCGCGCUGCCCGCGCCGCUGGCCCAGCCCCGCCGAGACGGGGGCGCGGGACGAGCUGCUCCUCCCCGGGCGCCCCUGGGGCGCCGCCCCGCCCACGCCCGCGCUCGCUUGACGGCGGCAGAGAGGGAAGCGCUGGACGCGACAGACGCAGCAUCUGUGCUCCGGGCCCGCGUGCCAACCCUCCAACGGGCGCCAGCGUUCGCGCGGGGGCCGUUCCGCAACGCCCUGCGCAAAGCUUUGGAGCUGAUCCGAGAGGGCGAAGCAGACGAGAUAGGAGCAGCGAGAGGGUGGAAGCUGUUCCUCCUGCCCCCACGACUGCUCUUGAGGAGAGAAGCGGGGCAGCAAAGGAUCCCCAAGGAGCAACGCCUGGAGAGGUUCACCCGCUUCGAAGCUGGAGACUGGGCGCAGCUUCUGACAGACGCACAGCCGGGCCCGCCGCGCAGGCCGCCCGAGCGAGACGCGAACGGGCAGAGCAGGGCGCCCGAGGCACGACGGGGCCGGGCGCCAGACGAAAACGAGGAGCUCCGCAGCCGCUGCGAGAGGGCCCGCGAGCUGAUCCGCCUCGGCGAGGUCUCGGCGGCGCGGCAAGCGCUGACAGCGAGCGCGGUGGCACCAGGCACACAGGCCACUCUGGACGAACUCCGGGACCCGGCACGCCGCCUGCAGCAGCCGAGAGAGCAGCUCAGCGAGCGAGCCGCCCGCGCGCCGCCGCAAGGCCUCGCCAGCCUGGAACCAGACCGCCUCCUCACGAACGUGCGCAGGAGGAUGACGGGAGAACACUUGCAGACGCUGCUGGACGACGAGCACUGCUGCGACCUCCUGCACCACGCUGCCACGCUCCUUGCGAGGGCGGAAAUCCCUGGCCCCGUGGCAGAGGCCAUCCUGGAAGAACACCGCCGCUUGCUCGCGAGGAUACCACACGUCGGGGACCUGCAAUCCUCGUGGCUCCUGCUCAGCAUGUGCGCCAACCCCCGGGCCAACUUCUUCCUGAGGGCGCUGGACACGGCCGCCUUCGCCGCAGCGCACGACGACAACCUGGCCAACGCGCUCGCCGACUUGCUGGAACUCCCGCAAGAAGCUAUGCUCCGCGAACGCUGCCCCGAGCUCACAAACCAGAUCUGCGCUGCACUGAGCGAGCUGGACCGGGGCCCGCUGCCGGCCGCUCCCGGGUGCUUGCAACAAGCCAGCAGGGCAAAGGAGCACCUCUCGGCGCACGGCUUCGCCGCGCCCAACUGGCACGACCUUGCGCAGGGCGCCCGGCCACCGCCGACGCACGAACGGGAGCACGGCGAAUGGGCGCACGGCUGGCAGUUCUGGGCCGCCAGAGUCUUGGAGAACACAGCCCGACAGCAGCUCCUCAACGCCUCCACGCCACCGGACCGCGCCCUCCUCCGGUCACAGAGCGGGCCGUGCGCGGGACGAGCCUUCACCGCGCUGCCCACGACGGGGGACUUCCACAUCCCGCCGGCAGAAUUCAGAGUCCUGCUCCUCAGGCGCUUGCGAUUUGAUUUACCCUUCGCAGCGAGCGCUUGCAGAUGCAGAGGCAGACUGGACGCCAGAGGUGACCACAGAGCGGCGUGCCCAAGGGCAGGGGUGCUCAAGAAGAGAUCCAUCCCAUUGGAGAAAGCGGCUGCACGUAUCUGCCGCGAGGCCGGGGGCCGAGUCGCAGAGAAUCAGCUCCUGCGAGACCUCAACGUGGACGGCGUCGACCCCCGCGACGGGCGCAAGAUCGAGGUCAUCGCGAACGGCCUGCCGCUCUGGGGAGGAGCGCAGCUGGCGAUUGACGCGACCCUGGUGUCGCCAGUCCGCACCGACGGCACCGCGCAGCCCAGAGCCGCGGACGAGGACGGAGUCCAGCUCGCGGUCGCGCGGGGCCGGAAGGAAGCGACCUACCCCGAGCUCAUCGGGUCAAGGAGAUGCCGAUUGGUUGUGCUGGGCUUGGAAGUCGGCGGCAGGUGGUCCGAGGAGGCCCUGACCUUCGUCCGGCUGCUCGCCAGGACCAGAGCCCGCAGCGCGCCGCAGCGACUCCGAGCGUCGGCGCGGGCGGCGCACCUACACCGCUGGACAGGCUUGGCUGCGGUCGCGGCCCAGAGGGCGUGCGCGGCCACGCUGCUGGAGUUGCCGCCGCACACCCUGGCCGUCGACGGGGACGAGCCGCACCUCGCCGACCUCCUGGCGGACGCCCGCUACACGGAGACGCCGGCCCCUAGCCGACUGCCGCCGUGUUUCUGA